UAGUUGACUACUUCCACGCACAUAAUUUAUAAAUAAGCUCUGCCUCAAAUUUUGCUAUCAUCUGCUAUGCAGAACUCCCGAUCUAUGGCGCCGCGGCAGUGCACUGUGUCACUGCAAUUCAUUUGUCGAUGAUCGCAUGCCGUGACUUCCAGUCCGGCGUUUAUAACUGGCCAUCAAAAAAUGUUUGACAAAGCGCUUAGCCUAGCAAUGGUAGUCUUCAAAGGUGUUAUCAAUGCUCCCGUACAGCCCGUCGCAGGUGUUGUGCUUGAAGUCGUCAAGACAUGUCAUGCUGUGAGUUCAUGGUCGGUCGUAUCACACAUUGCUUCGCAACUACUAACAGUUCCAUCGCGAUACUCAUCCUAAGGUCUUUAGCCCAUUCCCUUGUACUGGGGGCUCUGUCCGUUGCUUGACUUACUGAGGCUCUAACUUCUCCUCCAAUCUUUGCCUUGCCAGCCAAAGGUCGCGUGAUCAACACUGCCUGGCCCUUGUAGAUAUGUUCCACACAUUAAAUCGGUUCGAAGGCGUCCAGGGUGGUCAUCCCGUGGAUAUCAAGUGCGAGGCUAUAGAAGACACGCCAUUGAACCGGCGUCUCCCUUCAAAUUCUACCUGCACCUUCUCAAAUACUCAACAUUGCACUGUUUCAUCCUCGCCUGUUGCCCUCCGGCGUUAUUCCUCUCCUGGUGCUCCCUCGAGACGAACGCACUUUCAAUCCUCAAGUCUUCGACAGGCUCACUCAAAAAGGGAUUCUCGUAAAGUAUCUGAUCGCAGUGUGACCAUGUCCCAUCCUUUUUCUUCGAGGGGAACGCCUAGUCGGAUGCUUUACUCUCAAUCGGAUUCCCCUGGGCGGAGGUCCGCGGACAAUGGGCAACGCGUCAUGCAGUCACCGCCUUACACACUGCCAAGCGCUUUUGUCCAAUCUCAUGGAAGCAUGGAUAUAGGCCCACAAGCGUCUGGUUCCAGCUUGGCUCCGACGUCAAGCCUGUCUGGUGCCGUCGGGGAUAUGAAUAUUCCCCCGCACUUAUGGAAUACUACAACCAGACCUUACUCAAAUGCUCCUACAUCUUGGGUGCCCGGUGCUCACAAUAUGUCCAAUAUUCCGCCAAACAUGCAAUCCCAUACUCAUUCUACCGUCCCUUACAAUACCACACCUACCACGGAUCUUAAUACUGCAUCACACCCUAACCAUCCAUCAGCCACACCAAGGUCCCCGCCAUUUGCGCACACCUACCCAAGUCAAAUGACAUUCCAACAAGACCGUUCUCCUCAAAACUCUCCUGCCGUUAUGCUGGGCCGCCCAGGAUCUCGGAUGUCAUUUGAUCAGGCUCGCCGCCCUUCGCAGGAUGCCACGGAAGAAGAAAAUAAAUACCUUCGAAAGAAGGUGAAAGACCUUGAGCUAGCCAAUGAGAAAGGCCGUCAGCGUAUCAGGGAGCUUGAAGCAGAAUUAGCUGGUCGGAGCAUUUCUGACCCUUCAACCAGACACCCAGGGCCGUCCAUGAGUACAGCUACCACUGCAGGGUCUAGUACAAUGCCCGCCCCUCUAGCCAUGCAGGCAUCCUGGAAAGCUCGGACAGACGCUCGCAUACGGCUUUUCUGUUCGUUGAAUCGCGCUGGAAACGCGUUAUGCUCCUGGCACGAUUCGCGUCGGGAGCGUCGAAUAUACCCACCCCGUAUGGCUCCUACUGGCUAUUUAAACUGUGGUUGCACACAUGAAGAGGCGCUUUUUGAAGAAAGUUUGUCUCGUCAUGGUGUUGGCAGCUACCAUCCUGGAGAGGCCGUCCGUAUGGACCCUGCCCUUCGUAACCCUCUUCUCAAAGUACUGCAGGAGCGAUAUGGAUACAGGGAUGGUGACUUCGAAAGAGAUCCGACUACGGGGGAUUGGAAAGAGGGGGAGGGAAGCACCUCGUGGGAGCAGAAACUGCUCUCAGGUGCUUCAAACUCUAAGAAAAGAGGCGACGAUCGUCGGUAAGUCUUGGUUAUUGUAAAUAUUUAUGUUAUCUACAUCUUCCCGCAUUACUGUGUGACCACUUUUCUUUCAGAUUGCAUACUGUAUCCAUAUUCUUGGGUCUCGCUUUUAGUCUUGUCUACAAUUGCCGAUUUGGCAUGCUCAUUCAUUGACGCUCAUACACUUAAUUAUGGUCUUAUAUCUCGAACGUUAUACCCGUAGACAACUUAUAAUUAUGUAGAUUACAUCGACUCGAGACUGUAUUAGAAUUGACAGAUGAUUCAUCAAUUGAACCGUACGUACUGCUUGAC
This is a messenger RNA of Suillus subaureus, 2253 nucleotides long. RefSeq lists its product as uncharacterized. The record is from RefSeq and is a predicted model, not a curated record. The transcript is spliced from 2 exons. NCBI's taxonomy places the organism in Eukaryota, Fungi, Basidiomycota, Agaricomycetes, Boletales, Suillaceae. Bases 494 to 1966 code for a protein of 490 amino acids.